This is a messenger RNA of Microtus oregoni (creeping vole), 780 nucleotides long. Its product is annotated as phosphoserine aminotransferase-like. Gene Ontology annotation, biological process: L-serine biosynthetic process. The coding region runs from base 1 to 747 and encodes 248 amino acids. Lineage: Eukaryota; Metazoa; Chordata; Mammalia; Rodentia; Cricetidae. Gene Ontology annotation, molecular function: O-phospho-L-serine:2-oxoglutarate transaminase activity; pyridoxal phosphate binding. The transcript has 2 exons. Gene Ontology annotation, cellular component: cytoplasm. The record is from RefSeq and is a predicted model, not a curated record.
AUGGUUGUGGAGCCCGGGUUACCACUGCCUAAACAGUGCGACCCAAGCACCUGGAACCUCAACCCGGACGCCUCCUACGUGUACUUCUGUGCAAACGAGACUGUGCUCGGGGUGGAGUUCCACUUCAUACCUGACGUCAAGGGAGCCGUGCUGGUCUGUGACAUGUCCUCAAACUUCUUAUCCAGGCCAGUGGACGUUUCCAAGUUUGCUGUGAUUUUUGCUGGUGCUCAAAAGAAUGUUGGCUCUGCUAGGGUGACAGUGGUGACCGUCCGUGAUGACCUGCUGGGGUUCGCCCUCAGAGAGUGUCCUUCAGUCCUUGAAUACAAACUGCAGGCUGGCAACAACUCUUUGUGUAACACACCUCCGUGUUUCAGCAUCUACGUCAUGGGCACGGUCCUGGAAUGGAUCAAGAACAAUGGUGGAGCCGCAGCCAUGGAGAAGCUCAGCUCCAUCAAAUCCCAAAUGAUUUAUGAGAUAAUUGACAAUUCUCAAGGAUUUUAUGUAUGUCCAGUGGAGCGCCAGAAUAGAAGCAGGAUGAAUAUUCCAUUUCGCAUUGGCAAUGCCAAAGGAGAUGAAGCUUUAGAGAAGCAGUUUCUUGAUAAGGCAGUGGAACUCAACAUGAUCUCCUUGAAGGGGCACAGGUCAGUGGGAGGCAUCCGUGCCUCUCUGUAUAAUGCUGUCACCAUUGAAGAUGUUGAGAAGCUGGCUGCCUUCAUGAAGAACUUCUUGGAGAUGCAUCAGCUGUGAGCGUGACCAGCUCCAAGCUGUCUGUGAGCACCA